This is a messenger RNA of Esox lucius (northern pike), 2047 nucleotides long. RefSeq names its product protein phosphatase 1, catalytic subunit, alpha isozyme a (gene ppp1caa). Gene Ontology annotation, molecular function: protein serine/threonine phosphatase activity. Gene Ontology annotation, cellular component: nucleus; cytoplasm. The transcript is spliced from 8 exons. The record is from RefSeq and is a predicted model, not a curated record. Bases 370 to 1368 code for a protein of 332 amino acids. Lineage: Eukaryota; Metazoa; Chordata; Actinopteri; Esociformes; Esocidae.
GUUUCUCGUUUCUGAAAAACACGGCCCUUUUUAAGUUCGGUGGGGGAAGAGAAAGGGGGACGCUGAAAUACGAGCAAAGGACCGAAGACUGAGAGGCAAGAGUCCGGUCUUUUACACUGGAAGAUUAUUGUCAAAUCAAAGGUUUAUACAUUAAAAUGUUAUGUUUGCAUCGUUAAGGGUUGGCUAGCUAUCACUGAAGCGAGUAUCUUGGUUAGCCAUUGCUAGCUAACAUUGGCUAACAGCUAGCUAGCUAACCCAUUUAGCCUGCUAACAAGCUACCAACACGGAAGGAACGAUAAAGCCAAAUAGAAUCAACUCGAAACGAAGCCAAGGUCUUGACUGCCUGCAUAUCCACAAAAAACAAGUAAAAUGGCGGAGCCGGACAAACUAAACAUCGACUCCAUAAUACAGCGUCUUCUGGAAGUUAAGGGCUCUCGGCCAGGGAAAAAUGUUCAGCUGACAGAGAACGAAAUCCGUGGCCUAUGCCUAAAGUCCCGCGAAAUCUUCCUCAGCCAGCCAAUCCUGCUCGAGCUUGAAGCACCGCUCAAGAUCUGUGGUGACGUCCAUGGUCAAUACUAUGACCUACUGCGGCUGUUUGAGUACGGAGGAUUCCCCCCAGAGAGCAACUACCUGUUCCUGGGUGACUAUGUGGACCGGGGGAAGCAGUCCCUGGAGACCAUCUGCCUGCUGCUGGCCUACAAGGUCAAAUACCCCGAGAACUUCUUCCUGCUGCGCGGCAACCAUGAAUGUGCAUCUAUAAACCGUAUCUAUGGCUUUUAUGAUGAGUGUAAAAGACGGUAUAACAUCAAGCUGUGGAAGACCUUCACAGACUGCUUCAACUGUUUACCCGUAGCUGCCAUCGUAGACGAGAAGAUCUUCUGCUGCCACGGAGGCCUCUCACCCGACCUCCAGUCCAUGGAGCAGGUGCGCAGAGUGAUGCGGCCCACAGACGUCCCCGACCAGGGCCUGCUCUGUGACCUGCUAUGGGCCGACCCAGACAAGGACGUCCUGGGCUGGGGGGAGAAUGACCGCGGGGUCUCCUUCACAUUCGGGGCGGACGUGGUGGCCAAAUUUUUGCACAAACACGACAUGGACCUUAUAUGCAGGGCACAUCAGGUGGUAGAAGACGGUUACGAGUUCUUUGCAAAGAGACAGCUUGUUACUCUAUUCUCAGCCCCUAACUACUGUGGGGAGUUUGACAAUGCUGGUGCCAUGAUGAGUGUGGAUGAGACCCUCAUGUGCUCGUUCCAGAUUCUCAAGCCUGCAGAUAAGAAGCUGUAUUCUUACGGCGGCGGCGGAGGAAUGGGAUCUGGACGCCCUGUUACACCACCACGAAAUUCAGCCAAGGGUGGAAAGGCCAAGAAAUAACACCCACUUGACCCCUCCCCCUGAACCAAGCCCCACUGUCGCCCCCCCCCCCCCCCCCCCCCCCCUCUUUCUCUCUACCUCCCCACCAUGUCCCUCACCAAACAGCAACAAAGCCAACAGUACCUUGGGUUUUGUUCUCUGGUACUGUUUUAAACUGUUUGAGUGUGUGUGCGUGUGUCUGAAAGAGGAUUUUGUCAUUCUGUUUGUAUGUCUUCCCUCUGCUUCUCCUGUAACUUUUUAGAUGAAAUGGGUCCUACUUUCAGUGAUAUAAAUGCACACCUCGGGGUGGGGGGGGAGGGUGGGGGGGUUGGGGAGAGCAAAGGAGCCUUUACUGUUUGUUAGGGCCCUGCACUGUUUUAAUGAAAACAAGCUUUUGUACAUCCUGUUUGAGAGGUGUGUGUAGAAUGGAGUCCAGUUGCAUGGUGAGAUGGUAUCAGUGACACACAACACACAACCGAGAGCACGGGUGGAUAUGUGCAGACAGACCCUUUAGUUUAUGGAUUCACAAAGAGCCGGAGGCAGUUUUCCUUUUUUCUAUUUCAAAAACCUAUGAUUUUGAAACGUAAUUAUGGAUAUGAGUUUUGCUCUUUUUCUUUCAUUUUUUUUUUUAGUUCAAAAGAUCUGUUGCAUUUUAGUUAUUUGGAAGUUGAUCAUUAAUAAAGAAACAUUUAUUUAAAAA